Molecule: messenger RNA, 3708 nt
Organism: Phycodurus eques (leafy seadragon)
Lineage: Eukaryota; Metazoa; Chordata; Actinopteri; Syngnathiformes; Syngnathidae
Gene: gtf3c2
Product: general transcription factor IIIC, polypeptide 2, beta
Exons: 20
Coding region: 316-3324 (1002 amino acids)
Biological process (GO): transcription by RNA polymerase III
Cellular component (GO): transcription factor TFIIIC complex
Molecular function (GO): protein binding
Source: RefSeq, a predicted model, not a curated record
CAUGGCGGACUGAAGGAGGCGCAGCGUGAGUUUGAGUAAAAAACAAGUGCUGACAAUCCUUCUUUUAUAUAAAUAAUUAGACCUUUGUCGUAGACCUGCACCAUAGGCGGUGGUUGGUAAAUAUAUUUGACGUUUUAUCGGUGCAGCUCAGCUUUCCGUGUGGGGGACUCGAACCCGCAUGGUCAGAUCCGAGCAUCGUUGACUCCGUACGCGGAUUGUCAGCCUUUGCCACCAAAAAGGGCGGACGAGAAUCCCACCUGUGCAGCUGCACAGCCGACGUGAAAAGACACAUAUGAGGGAUCGCCUGAGAAGAUAAUGGUGAAGGAAACAGCGCCGGAAGACGUCGACGACCCCGAGCGAGGUCAAAAGACACCGUCCAAGCCCUCCUUCGAUUUAACGCCCAGCUCCAAAGGUCGGCAACGCAAAAUAAACUCCAGAUAUUUAGACUAUGACACCAGCGACGCAAACGAGGAUCCGAGGGACGACGACGUGCCGGCGAGGAAGGCCCCGACAAAGGCGGUGGGGGCGGCGACUACCGGGAAGACGCCUGGCAAGCGAGGACGUCCGAGAAAGGUCCCGCUGGCGAAUGUGGACGACUUUAUAACACCUCACGUGCUUAACGGGGACAUCUCGUCCAAAACGAACGCUGGUGUCACAAACUAUGACACCAGCAACGCAAACGAGGACCCGAGGGACGACGACGUGCCGGCGAGGAAGCCCCCGACAAAGGCAGCGGAGGCGGCGAUUCCCCGGAAGACGCCUGGCAAGCGAGGACGUCCGAGAAAAGUCCCGCUGGCGAGUGUGGACGACUUUAAAACACCUCAAGCGCUUAACGGGGACAUCGCGUCCCCACUGAACGCGUCCGCCUCUCCCUGCACCGAGGCGUCUUUGGAGAACGGGACGCCCAAGCCAAAGAGGAAGUACGUGAGGAAGCAGAUCGUUCACGUGGAGCCUGUCCCACCAUCUGAGAAGAGUCUCGAAGAAGGACCUGAGGAGUUGCAACCGGGAGGCCGCCCAAGGAGGAGCGCUGCUAAAAUGGCGAUGAAGUUCCUCCACGCGAUGGUGCAAGAGGAAGUCAGCCGUUCCUCUGAAGGUGCAGAAGCCACCAGUGACGUCAUCACCAAACCAGCCCCAGAAACUACAGAGGAAAGAAGUUCCCAAGAGAAAAAAGGCCGCAGAGGCCGAAAGAGAAAAUGCUCUGACGGCGACGCUGCAGAAGACGAGGACUUCGUUCCCGAUGUCGCGGGACCAUCUGAGGCGGAAGAGGAGGAGGAAGAUGAUCAGGAGGUGACCGACUCGGAUUCGCACGACGAAAGCAGUGCCAAUCGAAACGUCAGAAUAACCAGCCUCACACUUUUGGAGAUCGUCGAAAAUCAAAAAACAUUCCGUGACGAGCAACUCUGUAACUGGGUGUUCCCGGAGUGGUUGCCGUCCUCCAGUGUCUGGCAUCGAGUUCCCUCGAGUGAACUCGAGACCUAUCUACCUCAGGAGUGUCUCUCGGCUGCUUUCAAAGUGUCCAGGGACGGUUGUGACGAGGAGAUGCCUCUGCAGAGACUCAACAGAGUCUUCAAUCAACCUACCACGCAUGUUUUUGGGAUUUCCAAUCGGCUGAUCGGGUCGAGACAACUAUACUGCCAACUAACCGUGAGUACACAUUUUCUGGACGUUUUGCGCAGGUUCGAGUCCUUACCAGCCCAUCCGGAGUGCUGGGACAUGCACCUGUACACCGGCGGGCCGGUGUGGGCCAUGGAGUGGUGCCCGACGCCUGACAACGCAGUGGCCUCGCAGUACCUGGCCGUGGCCUGCCGCAGGGACAUGGAGGAGCAGCACUACUUCCACAAAACCUACUCUGGAACGGCAUUGGUGCAACUGUGGGAUGUGGGCACACUGGACUACAACACCUGGCCGAGCUCGAAGCCUGCCCUGGCGUACGGCCUGGUGUUGGACCAAGGUUUCGUCUGCCACCUGAAGUGGUGUCCGUCGGGAGGAUGGGAGCUGCCCACCACCCAGAAAGAGGCUCCUCUGCUGCCCAGACUCGGUCUCCUGGCCGUCGCCACCUCCAUGGGUGUGGUCGCCAUCUACAGCCUGCCCCAUCCUGAUGCCCUGCGCGCCAGCCAAGACUCUGGUGAUGCCAGCCAGCCAACCUCCAUUUACAAGCCCAAUCCGGUGGUCACCCUGAAGCUGGGCUCCUUAAAGGCUCCCCGCCUGGAGCGCAGCGGUCAGGUUCUGUCCAUGGACUGGCUGCCCAUCAAACCACACGAUGUCAUCGCCGUCGGCUUCUACGACGGUAUGGUUGGUCUGUGGGAUCUGACCACCAAAUCUGCAUUGUUGCGCUUCCAGGAGUCACAUGACUCUCCCAGCUUGCUGCCGUACAAAUGCUUCCUUGCUCACAAACAGGCCGUGCGAGCGCUCACUUUCUGUGCCGCCAGCAGACAUCUUGUGGCAACAGCGGGGGAGGACCGCCUCCUGAAGACGUGGGAUCUGCGCAGGCUCUACGGGCCAAUCACAGUGCAGAAACGCUCCCUGAUCAAUGAUAUCUGCUGGCCCGCCAAUGCACCAGGCCUCUUUUAUGCCGAGGACGGCGCCUUUACAGCACACAAUUCAAAUGGAGUCCAUUACUUUGACCACCAAAUGAACUCUUACUUUGCUGUGCCCAGGAUGACCGCUAUAUGGUCCAUCUCUUACUCUGACUGGCUGAACACUUUGGUGACGUCGGACAUGCUCGGCGAGGUCAUCAUCUCCAUGUUACCUUCCUUGUUUGCUAAUACUCAGCACAUCAAAAAGACAGUCAAGAAGAGAUUUCCCGUCUACUUCACGUCUAUGGAGCGUCACGACGCCACCCCAGAUGCUAAAGAGGGGGAACAGGAAGUGUGUGGGGAGGAGGUGAAGGAGGAGAAUGACAGAGCAGAUGGAGGAAGAGACGGCGGCGAGAAGGCUGACGUCCGCCCGCGACUCUUUGACACGUACAAAGAGACGGAGAGGAAGUACUACCUUCACCACACCGACAACAACAUGAAGUUCUUCAGCAAAAUGGGACGCUUGUGGAAGCAAAUGAGAGACACGGAGUUUUGCAGUCGGCUCAACAUGGAUGAGAUGCCUUUGGGAUCAUUGCACAAGGUGCGCCUGAGUCCAAACCUGAGCUGUCACACGUGGAUGGCGUCGGGCGGUCUGGCUGGCCUGGUGCGCCUCAACUGCAUCAGGGGCCUGAACAACCAAGACGUGGAGGACGUCAUCAGCCGGGCCCGCGGCAUCCCCGAGGUCGCCACCGCCGAGGUCGCCUCCCCGGACGCUCCCCAGGAAACUCCCUGCGACGCUCCUCUAUGACAGCCGCUAUGAUUUGGUGAACAUUUUUAAAUUAAAUAUGACAUUUUUGUUGACCUCCUCAGCCAGAGAAUGACUUGAACACGCCUUUAGUUUGCCGGCGUUGUUGCAUAUUUUUUAACGUCGUGGUGACGAGUGUGUUAGUCACACUUUUACAAUCAUGUUUACAGUCAAGAGCGAGUCUUUACAGUACAGUAUGUCCAUAUGAACAUGAACGUAAGGAUGAUAAUUAAAGAGUAACUAUCAGCUUCUUAUACCGUGUACAGAAUGUAUACACAUGUUUAUAGUCAAAUCGUGCUUGGAAUUAUGCUUUUUCUUCUUAUGGAGAGCAUACUGUAAAUAAGGAUUUUUGUAAUGGAUUGUUUUGAGGAAUAAAUAAAGUAGAUG